This is a messenger RNA of Lycium barbarum (goji berry), 531 nucleotides long. Its product is annotated as F-box protein At2g02240-like. NCBI's taxonomy places the organism in Eukaryota, Viridiplantae, Streptophyta, Magnoliopsida, Solanales, Solanaceae. The record is from RefSeq and is a predicted model, not a curated record. Bases 1 to 531 code for a protein of 176 amino acids. The transcript is spliced from 3 exons.
AUGGCGCUGAGCUUUUCGCUAGAUAAGAAGAGAGGGAAGAAAUGUUUUAUGGUAGCAGCACGGGAACUCGGUAUUGCUUGGGAUAACACACCACAGUAUUGGGAAUGGUUAUCUCGCCCGGACUCCAGAUUCUCAGAAGUGGCUACACUUAAGUGGGUCUGUUGGCUUGAUAUCCGAGGCAAAAUUGAAACUCAAAUACUAUCGAAAAGAACCAAAUAUGUUCCUUAUCUAGUCUUCAAAUUGGAAGAUAGAUCCCAUGGUCUUGGAAAUGCUAAUGCAGUUGUUAGAUUUGUUGAUUCUGAGAGUGACAAUGAAGCGGAGCAACGAGCUAUUGUUGUGCGUGUAUCAGGACGAGGACUUAGAGCGACGCUGCCCUUGAGAAGAGAUGAUGGAUGGAUGGAAAUAAAACUGGGAAACUUUUUCAACGAUACAGCAGAAGACGGAGUUGUUGAUGCACGAUUAAUGGAGAUUAGGUGUCUUGGUGGAAAAAGUGGCCUUAUUGUUCAAAGGAUGGAGUUUCGUCCAGAAUGA